Aspergillus calidoustus is the source of this 1041-nucleotide messenger RNA. The record is from the annotation of a GenBank genome assembly. NCBI's taxonomy places the organism in Eukaryota, Fungi, Ascomycota, Eurotiomycetes, Eurotiales, Aspergillaceae.
AUGAAGGGUCUUUACACAUUUAAUCUUCUCCUGGUAUCGGCUGAAUUGUCUCGCCUUGCCUUGGCCGCACCCACAUCCGGCUCAAAGUCGUUCUCGUCGGUGGUUAUUUUCGGGGAUAGUUAUACAGACCAAGGGGUAUACCAGUACCGACCGGAUUCAAAUGGCGAGGUUGCCGAGCCGGGAACAUCCCUCUCAACGGGCGGCCGCGUGUGGCCACAAUACAUAGCCCAAUACUCGGGCGCGAACAUCUACGACUACGCAAUCAGCGGCGCAGUCUGCGAUUCGGCCUUCUCGCCCUCCCAACGGAAAGGCGUGAAGCAAAACCAGAUCCCAUCUUUUCUUGCAGACAACUCAUACACAAGCAACACGACGGGUGAAGGCGCAAUCUACAACCCACCGCGGGAAACCAUCUACGCAAUCUGGAUCGGCACAAACGACCUUGGGAAUCGGGCGUUCUUCACGGAUAGCCAGCCCGAUGGGAUGUCGAUAACGGCGUACACGGAUUGCGUCUUUGAGCAGCUAGAUCGGCUGUAUGAGGUUGGGGCACGGAGGUUUGUGCUUAUGAAUAUUGCGCCGCUGUAUGUGAGUCCGCAGUAUGCCCGCCCGGAGAAUGGGGGUGUGGAGAGUUCGCAAUUUUGGAGCGACAAGGCGGAGUUUAAUGCGAAUUUGACGCAGACGACGGAGAAGAUGAGGCAGUAUAGCACUUUGGUUAAUGCGGUGUAUGAGUAUCGGGUCGCUUAUGAGCUAAAGGUUGCGGGGAGGUAUCCCAGGAGUAGCUUUGCGGUCUUUGAUACUCAUUCCUUGAUGACUGACAUCUGGAAUCACCCCUCUACCUAUCUAAACGGAACCGCACCGUUGAACGUGACGGGCUUUGUGGCCGAUUGUCUGGAGUCAGAAUGCUCUUCAAAGUCCAGUUGGGAUAGUUAUAUGUGGUAUGAUGAGCUGCAUCCCUCCGAGCAGACGGAUCGGGUUAUUGCGAGAGAGUUUCUAGAGGUCGUUGGGGGCGAGAGCAAGUGGGCGAGUUAUUGGCGUGAUCACUAG